Molecule: messenger RNA, 2207 nt
Organism: Micropterus dolomieu (smallmouth bass)
Lineage: Eukaryota; Metazoa; Chordata; Actinopteri; Centrarchiformes; Centrarchidae
Gene: ciroz
Product: linkage group 08 C1orf127 homolog
Exons: 12
Coding region: 197-1747 (516 amino acids)
Source: RefSeq, a predicted model, not a curated record
CCGCUGUAGGCUAUAUAUCUAUCUUUUUAACUUAUUGGUUUACUUUUUCAGAUAUUUUCAUGAGAAUAUGAUUAUGCUAUGUCAAACUGGGCUAAAAUGAUCUUUGUUAAAAUGUAUCUGAAGUGACAUUACUCCAUUAGACUACAAAUAGGCUAUCGUCAGACUGCCCACAGAAGUUUUUGUCAUUGGAAGUGGCAUGGAUCAGAUAAGAUUUGGCAUGCUACUUAGAACUAUUGUUUUACAAUGUUUUAUCAUGAGGAAUGUGUUUUCCAUUCAGAAAAGAGAAUGGAUUGAUACCCCAACAACAAAAUUAACAGAAGGAGAUGCGGCAUGUUUUUCUGAAUACAUGGAGAUGUGGAUCCACAGGGCAAGGAUUGAAGGGCUGGGAGUCUGGAUGUCUGGGGCCUUACAGAUCCAAGCCGACCUUGCAUCUCUGGAUUACCUAAACCUCCAGUUGUCUGCCUGUGGAUUCUCACUGCACAAAGACCCUGACGAGAACUUUAUUUUUAGAGUCCGUUACACUGGAUGUUAUGUCCAACAACAGCACGGCUACAAUAUCCUGACACUGAAUUUGGUGAAGAGGAUAAAUCGAUUUGGAGGCAGACCUCAUAGUUUUGUGAUGAAGUGUCCUGUGGUUUCUGUGCUGCCCAGCAGAGAGCAAAUCCAGUGUGAUUCAGAAUAUAUUCAGGUGACCAGACAAGUUCCCUAUGACAACUGGGAUAAGGAACUGCACUGGUCACUGUCUCUGAGCGACCACCUCGUUGUAGCUCUGGAGGAUGCCAGCCUGAUCCAGAUGAACAUUGACACGAGUGGACGAGACAUUACAGUUCAAGGCAGGAGGAGGGAGGUCAUGAGCUCUUUCAAAGUCAUGGAAAAUGAAGGGGAAUUCUUGGCUUUGAAGCUGGUCAGUGGUCAAUAUGCCUACAGUUUGGAAGCUACGUGCCCAAAAGUGACCACAGCCACAGCAGAGGAGACCGUGCUGCACAUUUUCAAACGACACAUGGGUUUGACCAAGCGAGGCAGCUAUGACAACGAAGCACUGACAGUCAGUAAUGUGUCGGUGAACCAGACAGAUUAUUUCACUGUACAUGAGACGAGUGAAUUUGUAACACUGAUCAUUCCUACAGCUCAUAUACUCCACACCAAGGCCUGCGCAGACAGCAAACAACUCCUGCAGCCAUUCUACUGGGUGGAUGUUGUGCUCACCUUCAAAGAGACAAAUCACAAAAUGCACUGGACCAUGGAGAACACACUGCCAUGCACAGCCAGGCAUGCUGCGUCACACAUCACAUCCUCUCCUGGACCAAACACCACAGCCCCGUCCGCGCUCAACUUUAAACAUGAGGAUUUAACUACAGAACAGCUGUCAUCGGACCACUCCACAGUUCCUAUAGGGAAGCUAAAUGAAGAGAUGACCGCCGAGUUUUCCAAAACUAGUUCACCUCACACACAUAUGGAAACCCGCAGUUUCAUUCUCCACAUUGAUGAGAUGUCAAAUUUAUCUUCCGGGUUUGAUGGGGACAACAUUACUUCCAUUAAUGCAACUGAAACAAGCUUUUCUGAUUUUCAAAUUGCAACCGUAACUACUUCAGCAGAGCCAGAUUUCCUUGAGACAUCAGCCACAGCUGAACCACCAGAAACGACUUUCCUCACAACGGUUCCAGCUGAACACCAACAAUUCAAAACACCCAGUGGGAAUAAAGACCUGCCAAAGCAGAGGAGACUGAAGUGGAUUUGGGAGGCGUAGAAACCUAACAAAUAUGUGUGUCCCAUCACUAAAAGUUUUAAAUGGAUUAUUAAAUGUAAUUUUCUUAGUUCUGUGUGUGAUAAGUCACACUAGACUCAGUGCAGUGCAAAUGCAGUUUGAACACUUGCUUGAGGCCUCCUGAUUCACUUCUUUUGUUUUAAUUCUCAUCGGUGUCACGUGUUACAUGUCUGCUUGCAGUCUUGAAAGGUGAUGCUGUGGUCAGUCUGUGCUGUGAAGGUUGAUUAUACAAGCAGAAAUACAGCCAGACCUCUGCCAGCCGCUGCCUGAGGCGGGACAUUAUCCAGACACAGACAAGGCAGGCGUUAAAUAAACAUGUCUCUAUCCGAGCAGCACAACAGGCUGAUGUAGCGAAGACCCUGCAGUUGCUACAGCUGAUGCCACCUUCUAGAGAAGACGUGUGUUAUAGAAACUUGUAAUAAAGUCUUGAUUUUCAAUGACA